This is a messenger RNA of Fusarium falciforme, 1923 nucleotides long. Its product is annotated as HET domain-containing protein. Lineage: Eukaryota; Fungi; Ascomycota; Sordariomycetes; Hypocreales; Nectriaceae. The record is from RefSeq and is a predicted model, not a curated record. Bases 1 to 1923 code for a protein of 640 amino acids. The transcript has a single exon.
AUGCAUAGGAGAUCCGACAGCAGUCCGCUCUGUAAACGAUGUCGGAGGAUUAACCUGAACGCUCUCUUCCGCAGAAGUCACCUCACAAAGGUCGGGGAAGAAGUUCAAGGAUGGGAAGGCCCCGUUGAUCAGGCCAACCUUGACAGUUGCCCGUUAUGUCAGCUGGUUAUGAAAACCUUCCGACGGUCCAAGGAAGAGAUGAUCGAAAACGAGAAGCAACUUCGAUCAUUCUCCAGCAGGCGGAUUAUGGACCAAGGGUGGGCAUCGAUCGAUACGACCCUCUUAUCACUGGACCAAUACCAUCACUACGGCAUUCCAUACAUUGUUUCCCAGUCUAAACACAUGGAAAUUGUUCGUCUCUUGGGGCCACGCACCAAUUUCGAUCUCGUCAAGUCUUGGCUGCGCUACUGCAGGACUCGGCAUGGCAAGACUUGCGCUACAGUUCGCGGCAAUGACGAACUGGGUAUGAUCUCUUCACUCAAGUUCAUCGAUUGCGACACAAAUACGAUUAUUCCUGCCAAUGGAAUGCCAUAUAUCGCUCUUAGCUAUCUCUGGGGAGGUGGACUCAACAGCGCCGUCUCAUCUGUCAACUCUUUACCAGACGACGUUCCGAAAACCAUCAAAGAUGCCAUGACGGCGACGCGAGCUAUGGGUUUCAGGUACCUAUGGGUAGAUCGAUAUUGUAUCAAUCAGUCUUGCCAAGAAGAGGUCGCAGAACAAGUUCACAAGAUGGAUCUUAUCUACAACCAUGCAGAGCUAACAAUCAUCGCUGCCGGCGGAACGAACGCCGAGUAUGGCCUCCCUGGUGUGUCGCCAAGGCAGGUGAUCCAACCAUCCGCGAAGAUCGGAAAGCAUCACCUUGUCUCAUCAAUGACAGACCCUCGUAUGCUCAUCGGGUGGUCUGCGUGGAAUAAGAGAGGUUGGACCUACCAAGAAGGGCUGCUCUCUCGGAGACGAUUGGUUUUCACCGAUCACCAAGUCUACUUUGAGUGCUGCGGCAUGUAUUGCUUCGAAGUACUAAAGCUUCAGAUGUCUGCGUUGCAUCUAAAGGACUCGACCCGCUUCAAAGCCUCGUUCUGCGAUGGUGUGAACCUUGGAAUAUUCCCCCGGGAUCUCGGGCGCACUGAGUGGGAGGUUGUUGAACGGAUCACCGAGUACAGCGCAAAGUCACUCACUAACCCCUCGGACGUCUUAGAUGGGAUGUCUGGCGUAUUACGCGUGUUGAAACAGGGUCCGCACAAGAUUCGACACUGCAAGGGAGUGCCAAUUCUCCCCAGGCCACCCAAACCGUCAGGUCUUGGGCCGAAGGAGGCUGAAGAGAUCUACCACGCUUACGAGUGGUCUCCGACUGUGGGCUUUUGCGCUGGACUCUGCUGGGAUGUCAAGAACCCUGUAAAGCGGCGACACGGCUUUCCAAGCUGGUCAUGGGCAGGCUGGGAGGGGAGGGUAAAAUGGGCAUUCGAUGAGCACGAAUGGAGGCAACUCCGAAGCACCUCUGACAUCCAAUUCAAAGUUCAACUCGAAUGUGGCGAGGAGUGUGACUUGGAUGAGUAUUUUCACAAGUGCGGCAAUCACCAUAUGCCCAUUUCAGACAGGCUCCUCUGCUCUGGUUUAGUUGCACCAAUUCAACUUGCCAGUGGUCCGUCAUAUGACAAGAUCGAGGCCGUAGCCUGGACAGUGGAUAGCAAACCAGUGAAGUGGAGGUUCAAUGUCACUGAACAGGAUCUAGAUGUACGGGCCAUGGGUGCCUGCUUGGCCAUCGAGCUGGCUCGACAAAUUUCUUUUCCAAAUCGGCAUUUCACGAUUGUUGCUGAAAUAGAAUGCGGAGUCUAUCAACGAGUUGGCUUCACUGGCGGGAUAGAGUUUUGGGCACCAAAGAUAGGGGAUCUUGCCAAGAUCCAGAUGGAUUUUAGUCUUAUGUGA